Molecule: messenger RNA, 2163 nt
Organism: Perkinsus marinus ATCC 50983
Lineage: Eukaryota; Perkinsozoa; Perkinsida; Perkinsidae
Exons: 1
Coding region: 22-1890 (622 amino acids)
Biological process (GO): proteolysis
Molecular function (GO): cysteine-type exopeptidase activity; dipeptidase activity
Source: RefSeq, a predicted model, not a curated record
UGAAGUUUUACUACUUUUCGAAUGCGUUUUUCUCCAACUACUGGUACCCUAGUCGCCAUCUUGACAGUGCCUGUGUCAGUGACUUGGGCCUGUACAACAGUGGCUGUUUCCAAAGAGGCGUCCAGCACGGGUGUGGCCAUGGUGGCUCAUUCGGCUGAUUGCUUCAUUUGUGACUCCAGAGUUGCUCUGGUCCCUGCUCGUGACCACAAGGAAGGUGACCAGCAUGAUGUUUUUGGUAUCAAUCAGCCCUAUCCUAGGGUCUACAACAAUCGUGCCGCUAUCUAUUUGCCCCCUGCUGGUAAGAACUUCACUAAGCCUAGUGCUAGGAUCCCUGAGGUCACUCGAACCUACGGUAUGUGGGAGUCUAACUAUCCCCUUAUGAACGAGGAGGGCCUCACAGUAGGGGAGUCCAGUACGAGCUCUAAGGUCCCUGGCGGAUCCGGUGUCGAUCUUGCUGAUCCUAAGACUGGUAAGUACGGUGAGGCUAAGUUCAGCAUCAAAGAGCUCAUCCGUAUCGGGCUGGAGAGGUGCUCAACGGCCGAGUGUGCCAUCAAGGAGAUGGGCAAUACCGCUGUGAAGUACGGCUUCUAUCCUGAGACUGUUGCUGCUGGUGAGUCACUUACCAUCGCAGACACUAACGGCUCUACUUGGGUGUUCGACAUCAGUCAUGACUCUACCGGUAAAUCGGCUAUUUGGGCGGCCCAAAGGGUCCCUGCUGGCCAUGUGGCUGCUAUUGCCAAUCAGUAUACUAUUAGGGAGAUUGACGAGAACGACCCGAAUAACUUCAUGUUCUCUCCGAAUGUGAAGUCAGAGGCUCUCAAGCUUGGCUUUUGGGACGGCAAGAGUCCCUUUAGUUUCAUCGGAGCUUACGGUGUGAACACUAUCAAGCCCAGUUACACUAGCAUCAGGCUGUGGGCCAUCUACAACCUAGUGGCACCAAACUCUGGCCUGGAGUUCAACAUUGAUCCCUUCAAGUUACCUUUUUCGGUGCCUGCUGAGAAGUCCAUCACUCGUGAAGAUCUGAUGAACAUCUUCAGGACCAGCUACGAGGACACCCCAUUUGACCUGAACCAGGGCAUCCUGGCUGGUGUCUAUCAUAACCCGUACAGGAUUGAGGGUGGUGAUGGUAUGACUCAGGUGCCCGGUGAGAUCGCUAGAGGUAUCUCCAUACCUCGUACAACGUACAGUAUAAUAGGUUACCCAGACCCGGCUAAUCCCGUUGUUUUCUAUGGUACUGAUCAGCCUAGUUCUAGUGUGUUCGUACCGUUCCUCGCCAAAACUCUGAAGGAGGCUUCUGCUAGCGAUCUCGAGGGCAGUAAGAAGUUGUACUCUUCCUAUUAUCAGCUGGGGAAUAGGGCCAACUUCAGCACUGCAAGGGACAGUGCUUGGUGGGCCUUCGACUUCCUUUCCAACUGGAUGAACAUGAACUACCAGAACAUGUCUCAGCAGUACGUGAAGCCGGCCAUAGCUGAAUGGCAACCUAAAAUGAUCGCUGCUGCUGAUGCGGCCACAACAGCUGGAGCACUCGAUGCUCAGACCUCAGUGGUGAAGGCCUGGUGGGACCUAUCUGACAAGCUCGUUGUUCGCUACAACGACGGUUACUAUAGUUUCCCAGAAUCUGAUCCCGAGAAAGUUUUUUACAUGGGGUAUCCCGCUGACUACUUGGCUCAGAUCGGUUUUAAUAAAGACUAUAUUUACCCUAAGUACGUCCAAGCCGCUGGGACACCGGUGCAUGCUGAUACUAGGGUCGAUCGAGUUGGAAUGUCGUUCUGGUCAGUCGCUGUAGCGGUGGUCGUAGCGCUCUUGGUGGGCGUCCUUGCUGGGCGUGUAUCGACUAGGCGCUCCGUGAUGGCCGAUACUCAGAAGAGUUUGUUGGCAUCAGAACACUGAACGACCUAAUGUUCGUGUUCGUGGUUUUUUAGUGAGAUGCGCGUCAUCCGGUACCAAUUUUUCACAAUGAGAGCAAAAAAUUUUUCCUCUGUAACUUAGAAUCUGCCAUGGCCAGGUUACUUAUCCUCUACAACAACUGAAAUCGCUACACCAUUGUCGACUACUACCACAACUUGUUUCUGCUCACAAUGGUUUGUACCCUACAGUCCAGCUGCUUAAUCGUUUAACUAUCGAUCGGCUUGGCCGAGACAACGAAAAUUGCAGCUCUUUACC